This is a messenger RNA of Pyricularia grisea, 4797 nucleotides long. RefSeq lists its product as uncharacterized. Lineage: Eukaryota; Fungi; Ascomycota; Sordariomycetes; Magnaporthales; Pyriculariaceae. The record is from RefSeq and is a predicted model, not a curated record. Bases 1 to 4797 code for a protein of 1598 amino acids. The transcript has 3 exons. Gene Ontology annotation, molecular function: metal ion binding.
AUGGCUCAAGGCCAAGGUAGCCAGUUUCAUCACUUUGCAGGCAGUGGCGAUGUCGGGCCCCAAGGCCUUUACAGCGCGGCGCAGGCGUAUACGGAUGGACACUUGCAGGCCUCGUUUCACUACGAGCCGAAUACUUUACACGAUGCCAUAACCUUUGAAGAUGAUUCGAGCGCAUUCGAUAACAGUUCGUUCUUCGGGACUGAUCAGACUGCCUUUGGAUUCCCAUCACAACAACAACAACAACAACAAUCACAACCACAACCACAGCAACCACAGCAAUCACAUCAAUCCCAACAACAUUCAUCACACCAACCAGUCAAUGCUGCGCGGAACUCUGGCUAUAAUACUUUCAGCUCACACCCAGGCAGCCACAACGAUCCAUACUUGUCGUCAACUGCCCACACCGGGUAUGUUGAGCCUUUUCAGGGUACACAACUGUACCAUGGACAAAAUCAUCCUGGGCAGCAGAACCGGCAGAUGAACCAGCAUAUGCCAUCGGGGAGCUUUCAUGUGCCUGGUCAACAGGAGACCCAUUACAUGAUACCGGGAGGUCAGGAUUUCCGAACGCAUACCCAGUCUCCUGUGCAUCCUCAACAGCAGCAACAGCAUCAGCUUCAGGCUCCACAACGGCAACAGCAAGCGCAACGGCAACCCACUGAGCUGCAACAGCCCCAUCACCAGCCACAUAUACAAGCACAACCUCACCCUCAACUACAGUCAUUACAACAACAGCAACAGCAGCAGGCAGCUCAGAGGCAGCAAUUCCAUGCGCAACAGCAACAACGUCAGCAGCAGCAGCCGCAGCAGCAACAACAACAACACCUGCAGCAACAACAUCACCAGCAGCAGCAACAGAGCCAUGUGCAGAUUCAGCAGAAUCACAUUCAACAACAGCGGCAGCAGCAACAACAGCAUCAGCUUCAACAGCAGCACCAACAACAGCAGUCAUCCAACAUCCUCCAGAACUCCGCUGCAGAUCCUUCGCCCUAUAGCUAUGCACAGCAUAAUGUCAACGGUCAGCUUGAGCAUAGUCAUGGUGCCGCAACUCAGCUUGGCCACAAUAGCCAUGUCCACCCGCAUGGUCAUGCCCCCAUUAAUUCUCCUAUCGUGGAUAGCUCUCAGCGGGCAGUCUCGGGUUCGACCAUGGGCAAUAAAAAUAACUUCGUCACGUCGACUUUCGCUGCUUCGAGUGAUCUGGGACCCCAGCAGCACACUGCACCCCAGUCGCGGGCCCCUGCUACGUCUACCAUGCAGCAUAAUGCGAUAUAUUCACAGUCUUUCGGGGCCCCUCAAGAUCAGGCACCCAAUCGUCAAACGAUGCAUUUAGCUUCCGGUUCCGCCAUGCCACAGACCACAGGUCAUCACGCAGUUCCCGCAGAGGUGAUCGAUACGCAUCCGUCCCGUUUACAGCCGACGAAUGUCCAGUCACCAAAUACCCAUACUAUCUCAUCCCAGCCUCCAUACUAUCCACAACAACAGCAGCUUCCUGCGUACUUGACAGGGGCAGCUCCUUCAUCAACACCGGUGCCAGUAUCAGCGCCUGCCGCCGCUCCCGUACAGACGCCACAGCCAUCCCAGCCGAAAGUAAAUGCAAGCAAAUCAACUGCUAGCCCAGCUAUACAACCGCAUCUGCCCGAUCGCGAUCCUGCGGUUGCAAAUAAGGACCGUCCGCGGAUUGGCUGGACUGGUCUGCCGAGUCUCGUGAUUGGAGGUACUCUGAGUGCACAGACCCUUGCCCUGCCAGAGCCUUUGGUGCUCUGUGACUCGGAUAAGUCCCUGGGUGUUAAGGUUAUGGGACGGGAUGAUCUGUUGCCUGCGGAGCUCCUAAGCCAAUUUGUCAAGGUCAACGAGGGGCAGGCCACUGAGGAAAACAUCGAAAAUAGGCUAAAUGCCCUGGACAUGCUGCUACGAAAGGACUACAAAUUCGGCAUAUCACCUAAUGUUAGAGACGGGCUAAGAAAGCUGGCACUUGGUGAAGACAUAGCACCUGCUCGGAGUGAAGAGCGACCGUCUGAUGCUGGCGAAGCUGCGGCUUGGGACGCAAUCGGCAUAGUUCACCUGGACAGUGGCAAACGAACGUCUGAUGCCAUCAAACAAGCCGUCAAGAACUUCGGCGACCUCAUCAAGGGUUAUUCCGAAAAAAUAAAGACGCUCAAGCAACAGCUGGACGCUGCAGCUGAUGAUUCCCCUGAAAAGGAAAAGGUGAAAAAAGCAUUGGCGCGUGAGCAAAGACUUCUUUACCGGGCCAUAGAUGCAGCGUAUGAAAAGGGUGACAUGGCCGUGCUUGAGAAUCUUGGUGGAAACCGCCCCCUGACGGGAAACCUGGUCACCUCGCUUCGGGAUUGCUUCAACGCGGGAGAUUUUAGUGGACAGUUCCCCAAGGCGAUUCUACGCCUACUGUCGCUCUUUAUAUCUCUGCCCGAGGAGCUACUUAUCAGUAGGCUCAAAUUUGACAAGGUCUCCAAGAGAUUUUUAGUCAAGGGUGACGACGAGGUCAAAACUUUGGUGGGCGAAAUUCUUGAAACCAUCAAGAAGAACAAGGAGAAUGAGGAGAAGGCAUCAAGGAAAGCAGCGACUGCUCCGAUGGCACCCCUGUCUGUUCCAAAAAUUUCAGCGGAAAUGAAGAAGGUGCCUUCAUCGUCUGGCAUCUUGGGAAAAUCUUUUAAGACUCUCAGGACCCCUUCAGACUCAUCACCUUCCAAACGGCCUAGAGAGGACGAUUCUGAUGGGCCGGCCACGAAGAAGUUGGCUGGAAACCCGACUUCUGGUAGCUCGGAAACGGGAUCUCUGAAGGCUGGUCCAAAACUGACGUCGACGACUCCCGCGAUUGCUGGGGCAGGAAAAUUGCUUCCUGGAAAAUCUCGCCCGCUUGCCAAGCCAGUAGCGCGACCUGAUCAGUCCAAGUCAGAGUCAAGCCGACUGGAUUCAGGCAUCUCUGCCCAGGAUGAGGGGCUCAAACAAGAUAUCGCCAAGUUGAAGAAGGCUGUCACGCCGAAAGCCCAAGCAUCCUCUAGCGUAUCCCGGCUUGGAUCUUUGCUCAGUGAGAUUGCUCAGCCAAAGAAAGCCCCUGUACCGGCUGCCAAGAUGGACCUCGAUGAAGAACCAAGUGAGACGGUCGAGGAGAAAGAGAAACGGCUCCGCAAAGAACAACGGCGCAAGCUUCGAGUCACAUGGAAGGAGGGUGAGGCGUUGACGGAAGUUCGUCUUUUCCACAAAGAUGCUGAAGAGGAUGAGGGCAGAGGAAGCAGCAUGGUUCGGCACGCCAUGGAUGAUAGAUCUGAAGGCAUGAUGUUGAAGCAAGGUCUAAAGAAGGGCCUGGAUGUCGACGACGAAGACGAAGGUCCGGACCGCCCAUGGAGCGAUCCUACCGCCAUCAACUUCAGCUCUUUCCCAGAAGCCAAGCGCAUGGCCAAUUUCGUCAGGCGCGCUGGUGUAAAACCCGCCAGCGACAUGGAAAGGAAGGUCAUGGAAGAUCGCAUGAAGGAGGUCACUCAUGCUUUCUACCUUGAUGCGGCCGAUAUUCCGCCAACACCAGCCUCUCCGAAGCCCGCCGAUGCAGUGCAAUCACCACCGGCUGCAGAGAACGCGAUGCCGUUACCACCUGGCACUGCCAAGCUCGAAGAGAUGCACACAAGGUGGCGGGAAGUAGAGCACUUCGGAAUCAAGCAGGCAACCAACAAUGCAAUCGUGCGCCUCCACCAGCGGCUCGCAACAAGUACCGCGGCCCCUCUAGAGGCCCAUCACGCACCUCUACCUCCGUCUUCGACCCAAAUUCCCACCAUAUCUUCACUGCCUGACAGUGAGCAAUCUCUCCGCUUGCUGUCGUCGGAUUCUGUUCUGAAAUGGGUCAACAAAGAUCCAUCUGACCCCGAGUAUCCCAGGACCAAGCGUCGGUUCAACCACCAUGAUCUCGCUGUUCAGCAAGCUGUCGACGCUGUCGAAGAGUUGGUGCACAAACUCAAGGGCAAGCCAUUUCCAGCGGUUGAGCCUCCCAGUUAUAUCAGCGAUCCUGAGCGAAUAAAGGAGUGGUGGCUAGGUUACAAUCGCGACAAGGAACGUGCUGCCCAGGCAGCAGAGCAGGAGAGACUGCGAAAGGAAGCCGAGGCUGCGGCGGUGGUACAGCAGCAGCAGUCUAGUACCGCGACACCCAGCGCAGAGGAGCACGCUGCUGCUUGGGCCAGGUACUAUGCGCAGAUCGGUCAAGACCCGGCUCAGAUCCAGGCAGCGAUGCAACAGCAACAGCAACAAAACUACGCACAGCAAUACGCUCAAUACUAUCAGCAGCAGCAGCAGCAACAACAACAACAGCAACCACAGGUCUCUGUGGCGCCUCCAGCUGCCGUCCCAGCUGCUUCGGAUGCGAAUGCUCAGUUGCAGGCUGUUCUAUCGGCACUGGGUGGUGCUGCGCCAGCUGCGCCAGCUCCAGCGGCGCAAUUGAAUGCUGCACAGAUACAAGCGCUUCUCGGAGGCGCAGCGGCGGCCGACCCUGGGCAACAAGCGUACAUGCAACAAUGGACGCAAUGGGCAGCCUCUCAAGGCCAGCAACAACAACAACAACAGCAACAGGUGGAGGACGGCGACUGGAAGACGUCCAGGGUUAAUGGUAAUGAUGAUCGACAAGGCGGAUAUGACGGUGGCAGGAGGGACCGAGACCAUCAAUCAUCCAACAAGGACCGGUUCAAUCGUAGGGAGAAACGACCAGGCAUUAACCGUGACCUGAUCGGGACCAAGCCUUGCAUGUUCUGGUCAAGUGGAAAGUGCGCAAAGGGCGACAAGUGUACUUUCAGGCAUGACUGA